This is a messenger RNA of Mercurialis annua (annual mercury), 1105 nucleotides long. Its product is annotated as chorismate mutase 2. Bases 222 to 1001 code for a protein of 259 amino acids. The transcript has 6 exons. Gene Ontology annotation, biological process: aromatic amino acid biosynthetic process; chorismate metabolic process. Lineage: Eukaryota; Viridiplantae; Streptophyta; Magnoliopsida; Malpighiales; Euphorbiaceae. Gene Ontology annotation, molecular function: chorismate mutase activity. The record is from RefSeq and is a predicted model, not a curated record. Gene Ontology annotation, cellular component: cytoplasm.
GGUCAAUGCAUACCCAACUCACCACCAUCUCCUCCUUUAACUCAGAAACAGAAAGAACUUUAUCAAACACUUUCAAAUAUUUCAAACACCAAAGAUUUUAGUUUCUUGCACAAUAUUUUCUUUGCUCUCCGGAUUCAACUCUUGACUUUUGAGUGUAUGAACCAGACAGACUGAGACGAAGAUUAUGUAAUCUCAUUCAUUCUUUAAUUUACAGAUAUAAUAUGGCUGAUUCUGGAAAUGAAAUUACACUGGACUUGGUGAGACAGUCUUUGGAAAGGCAAGAGGAUACAAUUGUGUUUUGUUUGAUUGAGAGAUCAAGAUUUCUCACUAAUUCUCCACUUUAUAAUCAAUCUUUGAACUUGGUUCCUGGUUUUUCUGGUUCUUUGGUCAGUUUUAUUGUUAAAGAAACAGAAGCUAUUCAUUCCAAGGCAAGAAGAUAUGAGAAUCCAGAAGAAAACCCCUUCUUUCCAGAAAAUUUACCACAUUCAGUAGUGCCUCCUCAUGAUUAUCCUAAGUUUUUGCAUCAUCCAGGUGCCUCCAUUAAUAUAAAUAAGCAAAUAUGGGAUAUGUAUUUCAACCAACUUCUCCCAUUGUUUGUCGACAAGGGUGAUGACGGUAACUACGCUUUGACCGCGUCUAACGAUCUUACCUGUUUACAGGCCCUUUCUAGAAGAAUCCAUUAUGGAAAAUUUGUGGCUGAAGUUAAAUUUAGGGAAGCUCCUCAUGAAUAUGAACCUGCAAUCCGUGCUAAGGACAAAGAUGCUCUAAUGAACAUGCUGACCUUUAAGAGUGUAGAAGAGACAGUGAAGAAGAGAGUUGAAAAGAAGGCAAUGGUAUUCGGACAAGAUGUAACUCUUGGAAACAAUACCAUAGCUGAGAAAUAUAAGGUUGAUCCUUCUGUUCUUUCUCAUCUCUAUGAUCAAUGGGUAAUGCCACUCACCAAGCUUGUUCAAGUUGAGUACCUUCUUCGCCGGCUCGAUCCCGAAGAUGCCCGUUCUUGAUAAUUAAUUCUUUUGAUUAUUUGCAGAACAUAAGAUUUAGAAUAAAAUUCGCAUGAUGCCUUCUUUUAUCUUCAUACAGAAAUUUAUAACCAUUUUUUGGUCCA